This is a messenger RNA of Echinostoma caproni, 2154 nucleotides long. The record is from the annotation of a GenBank genome assembly. Lineage: Eukaryota; Metazoa; Platyhelminthes; Trematoda; Plagiorchiida; Echinostomatidae.
AUGAAGCACGAGGAUGGCGAUGCCCAUGUGUAUGAUCAACCAGAACCGGAUUGGGUGAGCAGUUCGUUAAAAUGUUAUCAUGAUACAAUCCGUGCAGUCGGUCAAGACCAGUCUGAGGUCAGAUCUAAGUCCGGAUGCCCGGCCGGUUUUCCUCUAAUUACGACUGAAGCCUCGAUUACUGCCGACUGUCUGGACUUUCUGUUCGAUAAUCCCGAAGCGGAAUCCACACUGACCGGCCCGUUGGCCCCAAGCGCGUUGACCGCACUUUUAAACAGUCUGGCUCAACGUGUCCCAUACCCACGACUGAGUGAGGCAUUACACUGUGUCCAAUUGACCUGGGAUCACGUGUUGGCCAUGUUAGCUCGCUAUCGAUCUGACUGUAUAGUACUACAAGCGAAUUUGGCCGAGGCAAAAUCCCACGCGGAUCGCAUUCAAUGUCAGUUGAAUCAAAUCGAUGCCAAUUGGACAGCAGCCAUGAGAGCAGCGUGGUUAGCCGAUGCCUCUUUGGAGAUUAUUGAUUCUCUGAAUCAGCUGUAUGCCACUGAGCUGGCUAUUAUGCUUUAUCGUCAAACGAAGAAAUCGUUCCUGGCCGCCCAAGCUUUCUCCACCUUGUCCUCUUCCACCUCCUCAUCUUCGAUCCCUCGUCGGGGUAAAUCCGUUCAAAUCACAUGUUCCACUCGUCGUCCCGUAAUCCAUGGAUCCGGAGGUCCCGGUCGACCAACCCAAUCUUCCAAUCCCUCGUCCCUUUCCUCUUGUUCCGCAGUCGCCUUGGCCAAUCCAUCCUCUCCGCAACAUCCGUAUGCGAUCUACGCGGUCCCCGGCUACGCGGGCACGGAUUAUGAUGUCCAUACAACCCCAUCAGGCCCGAUCACCGCGCAGUUCACAUUGAAUUUGCGUACACUUCAAUCUUUCAGAUAUCAAGCCGAAAUAUCUGCACAGGCUCUACUAGAUCGAUAUGAACAAUUGGAUUCCAACACCCCAGACCGAUUCUAUCCAACCGUAUCCUCUACCUCCACCGGUCCAGGUGGUCCCGGAGGUAAUGCUGUAGUCACUGGCAACGGUGGAAUAACAUCUGCCUCACUUAAUCGAGCCUUAUCCCGAACGCAAAAUAUGGCCCCGAUCAGUCCCGGUCUCCUGUCAAUUCACUCACCUCUCGGUCCACCAGUUCCUUCCACACAAAGUUUGACCGGGUCUAGUGUGUACGCUAAUUCGUGGUAUGUGAGUCUUGGACGCCUCGGUCGAUCCAAUAACGGACCUACACCUGCCCCAGAACAGACAUCCAUCGGGAGCGGUGGUCUGGGAUCCGGUUAUCUGAUCAAUCAGAACAAAUUAACCAAUCUCAACUAUCCCCUUGGUCGUGGUUCGACUAAAUCGAUUCCUCAUCCACAUCCUACCGGAGUUGGUGUUGGGGGGAUUGGUAACGGUACAGGUGUUGGAACACCGGGUGUUAUUAAUUCCACCAAUGGAUGCGGUGGUUGGCAAACACCAGACUCGGGGGCCGGAAGCAGUAGUACUCAUGAAGUCACUCAGCCUGUCCUCUUCCCCACCGUUUUCCCGCCUGGUCUGAUCGAGUUGGGCGCAUACGACACAGUGCUCGAUCUGAUGCCUCCCGUUUUAAUUCAUCCCAACGCGACCGGAGACGGUCACGUGCAUUCAUCAUUCUGUGAUACCGAUUCCGACUCGUCGGAUUCAUCUGACGGAGAUCCUGGGGCCGAAUUGGCCCCAAUUCACCCCAAUAUCCCGGCCUCGGUAACUGGUUUGACGUCGGUCGGCCAGUCGACCGGUACGGGUCCACCGAAUGAGUCCACCCAAUCCACACCGAUACCGAUCAGUACAGGCUGGUCCCGUUCGGACGAACGAAAACUGCGAGUAUUAUUGCAUCAACUGAUUCACAGUCGACGGGUGUUGCGAUCGACUAUUGUGGAACAGUUGCCCUCCAACCUGACCGAUGAUGAUGGACUCAGUGAUGGCCAUCAGUCAGUGAGCAGAGAAUCGUUUCCGACGGGUUUCGCGAUUCACGCAUUCCCUAAUCUGUUCCAGUUCGGUGGCGUUCCGCUUCAAUUUCAAUCUCGAAACCGAAAUAAUCGCAUAUCGGUGACAAUGUCAACCAAUCGGGGUGUUGAGAAAGACUGUCCACGAUACGCAGAACGUUGA